Messenger RNA from Caenorhabditis sp. 36 PRJEB53466, 2001 nucleotides. NCBI's taxonomy places the organism in Eukaryota, Metazoa, Nematoda, Chromadorea, Rhabditida, Rhabditidae. The record is from the annotation of a GenBank genome assembly.
AUGAAUUUUGGCAAUAACCCGCAAAUAAACAAGAAACCAUCGUACGUUUCUAAUUUUAUGCAAAAAUGUCAUUUUCAUGAAUUCCAGAUGGAUUACCGACCGAAUGGAGAAGGAUAUCGUCGUGAGCAACAUAGAAUCGCUCGUCCGAAUUCUGCAGAGCAUAGUCGAGAAAGCAGGCAGUGCACAUGAAGGUGUUCAGCUGGAUGCCGAUCUCCAGGGAAUGAUGGACGACGUCAUUUCGAUGACGAUGGAGUUCCACGCAGAAGUCGUCGCGAGAACGAACCGAUUCUUGCGAAAGAGUCGCGGAAAAUCGGAUGAGGACGGAUUUGCGGGAGGAAAACGGGUCAAGAUCGAGGUUAUCAAUCUCGAAUCGUCUCCAGAACCUUCUCUUCCGAUUGUGAAGCCGGCUGAGCCCUCGACGUCUUCUGCUCCUGUAAAUACGAGAAAAAACGUGAAAAAUGAGCCGGAUGAGCCGCAACCAGUACAAACGAUGACUAAUUCUUGUAAAGUAAGUAUAAUGCCAAUAAUAAAGUUGUAAUCAAUCUCAUUGCUUUCCAAAUUUUCACGUUUAUCGAUUUCAGCCACUAACUACACCCGCUCCGCAACUUGUUCCCUCAAUUGUCGAUCAACUUUUACCGCAAACUUGGAAUCCAUCUUGCAAUCGUCCUUCCACUUCUACGAGACCAGUGUCCGAUGCUCAGAAUCCUCAGAUUCAGUCUCCGAAUAACUCUCAGGAUCGUUUUAUUCUGUUGAGCUUCGGAGGCCUAAAAACUCGCAGUCCUGCACGUGUUCUCAGUCUCAUUGGGUUAGACCUGAAACGUUUUGCUUCUGAGAGAAAAACAUUGCUUUUUUCAGAAUCCCGACGACAUCCGCCGACGUAACGAUCGUCAAAAUAGGCAAACAGACGUUCUGGACGCGCGAUCCCGACCGUGUCGUUUUCGAAAUCGACCAGCAGAGAACGACGGCGCUUCUGGAGAUGUGCGACGGAAAUCAGUGCAAUCUGAAAAAUUUUAGUAACGAUCCGCAUCUGAAGGUGAGCGAUAAAACGUGGCCGCAAACGUUUUCACAAUAGAGCGCGUUUGCAUCAUUUUUGAGUCUUUAAUGGGUAAGGUUCCGCAUAAGAGUCAUUCUAGUGGUCCCCAAUAGAGAAACGCAAAAUGAUGAACCCAACUCAACAAACUCAUUUCUCAAAAAUAGUCAAAGUCAAAAAAACUCAUACAACUCAACAACUCAUUUGAAGUGGGAGUCAAAAAAAAAACGAACACAACUCAACAACUCAUUGGGCGUCGGUAGUGGCACAUUUCGAGUUUGACGUGAACUCUGUUCGAAAACAAAUAGUAGCGUUGGAAGUUCCACUAAAUCAAACUUCAUGAGCUUUUUUGACUCCCACGUAAAAAAUGAGUUUACUGACGCUUUUCGACUCCUACAAGAAACUCAUUCCAAACAUUAUGAGCCUUUUUGACUCUCACGUUAACAUCCAAAUGAGUUUAUUGAGUUGUUUUGAGUUUCCCUCAAAACUUGGUGCAGCGUCGGUCAAAAAUGUUUCAUGCGGAACCUUAGUAAUGGGGCUAUUCAGCGUAUGUUUGUUUUCCGUUUUUUUCCAUCGCUGAAUUGGAUUUUUUGACGUAAAAAAAAACAAAAAAAAAAUCAAUUUUUUCACAGCCUGAAUAACCCCAUUAGCGCAGAAGUUUGCUAAAUAAUUUCAAACUAGAAAUUCAGGGCAUGAUGCUGGCGGUGUACAAUCAGAAAGCCUCGAAGAAGGAGGUGAUGUUCUACGUGGCACAUCAUCUCGCUCAGAUGAAUCCCCGCUCCACCGUCGACGCGUUCAAGGACGUGGUGACGAUCGUCACUGGAAGUGUCGAAAAAAAAAUAAACUUUAUGGAUGUUAUCGAUACUCGAAAGGAUAUUUACGCGAAAGUGUGUGGAAAACUGACGACGAAAGGGAAAAUGCUACUCGAUAAAUUGGAGAAGAAUUUGAAGAAUAAACGACACAAACAAUGA